AUGCUCUGCUGCGAAAGAACCGUUGGAAAGCCAUUGUCUGCAAAAAAAAAAAAAAGAAAUCAAUGCCAAGAAAACAAAAAUAAUUUGCUCUUACAGGCCAAGUGUCAUAUUUGCAAGCGUAUUUUCUGCUGCGGUAAAUGUCGCGAAAAGCAUCAAUUUGACAUCCACGCCAUUGCUGUAAGACAACCCACGCCGAAGCAAUCAGCCAUGGAGGAAAAUGGCCACCAUGAUGCGGAAACUAGUACCGUUACUAUUUAUGUGUUCUGUCCCAUCUGUGAGCAGAAACCUUUGACUCUGCGCAAAGAAAUGUAUCCCGAGCUGUUGGCGCAUAUUGAAAGCGCACAUUUACCGUUACGUUGUCGCAAGUGCCAGCGGCGCUACAUAAAGAUAGAUGAUCUCAGCGAGUUCAGCAGGUGUGCGGAUUUGGCACAGAACUGCAGCUCGACCAGCUGCGAUACAGAUGCCUCAAAGGUCACAGUCAAGAAGGCAUCCACUAUGGCCACGCAGACAUCGCCCAUACAUGACAGCCAAUCCAAGCAGCUGCAGCAGCCACUACAACAUUCCCAAUUGUCACCCAUAUCCAUGUUUAAUAUGCGCUGGAAAGCCAAAAGUCGACUUGCGCAGGAGGGCGAAUUCAUUAGCGACAGCGUUUCCUCCAUACGUAAUUUGUCCUCCGAUAGUGAUAACACGUCCAUGCAGCGUCGCAGCAUUGGCCAGCUAACAUCAUCCACAGCCAUAGCGGCCAAGGUAAUACGCUCCACCUCCACGCCGCUGCAGGUUUACUCGAUGUUUGCCAAGCCCAAAGAGAUUGUGACAUUUAACGCCUCCACUGCCGGCGGUGGACACUUGUCCAGCAUCUAUCAUAGCGGUACAGUGUUGGAAGCGGACUUAAACCCUCCAGCCACUAAUGUCAUCAUCACUAACCAGCAGCAGCAGCAGUAUCAUCAUCAUCAUCAUCAACAGCAGCAGCAGCCGCGCGUUUGGAAGGUUGGCGCACGUAAUAAAAUGAGCGCUGUUACGCCACUGCGUCAGGCUAUAUCCAAGAGCAUUAAGAAGGCUUUUGUGGAGCAUGGUGUGGAGAUUGCAGCUGCGCAGGAGAAUAAGCGGAAAAUGCGUCUGGAUCUGAGCGACUCCAGCUCCUUUGAUGCUAGCUCAGCGCUGGAUCUGCGCUUGUCGCCCGUUGUGCGACGUACCCAAAGCGAAAUUAUCAAUUCUAAGCAAGAGAGCUAUCAGGUUUUGCUCUCAGCCCAGAAGUUAACCACAGAGUCCAUUAUUAUAACACGCCGCUCGUUGCCUUCCGCCAGCGAGGGUGCAAGCUCUACCAGCACCGUUUACAAUUCAUGUGAGAGUGUGAAGAUUAUCUCAUCAGCCUCCUCAUCCAGCACUGAGCUCAGCACCAAUCUGCAACUGGACUACGGCAUACCACCUAUUACGCCCAUAACACGCAUACCAGGUGCUGUUAUUAGCAAAAAACUCAUCAAGUUCGAGACUCCGCAGAAAGAUGAUACUCAAGCCAGUCAAUUAAAUGAGUCCAGUGUGGAGGAAAAAGACAUUUUUUACACACCCAUCCAUGACAGUCCCAAUAAGCAGGAGAAGCGCAGGGAAAAAAUUGUGCCGCGCCAGCUGAGUGGUGAGUUCUCACCGGCUAAAAAGCAGAUCCGCCUUCUCGAGCCACCACAGGGACCACGGGCGCGACCACCAUUGCGUGUAUGCCACAACCAUAAGUCAUUUAGUAGCUGCGUGCAGGACCUGGACGAGGAUGAAGUAUUUCUUAUUGACUCCCAUGACGAUAAACAGCGUGUCGAUGCCGUAGCUCAGCCAGCGCCGGUUGGUGGACGACUCUGGUCAUUGAUGUCCUCUGUCAUGGGCCUGUCUGGUGCGCGUAAAGCUGAUCCAGAAAAUAAGAACAGUCGCAGUGGAGCAACGGGCGGUCCCAAGUCCCUUAUAAGACGUUGUGCCUCAAUUGCGGGUUCAUUGGUGCGCACUAAGCACGAUCAGGACAAGGAUGAAAUGCAAAGCUUAAAGCGCAAGCGCACACAGACGCUGGAUAAUCAAUACUAUAGCUCAAUGUCGCCUGCCAGAUCCACAGCCUCAAAGCGUUUACGCAUACAGGGUAGAAAGCCAGUUGAGCGAAUGCGGAACACCUAAUUUAUUUAAUAUUG
This is a messenger RNA of Drosophila busckii, 2162 nucleotides long. RefSeq names its product mitosis initiation protein fs(1)Ya (gene fs(1)Ya). The coding region runs from base 1 to 2148 and encodes 715 amino acids. The record is from RefSeq and is a predicted model, not a curated record. The transcript is spliced from 2 exons. Lineage: Eukaryota; Metazoa; Arthropoda; Insecta; Diptera; Drosophilidae.